This is a messenger RNA of Chiroxiphia lanceolata (lance-tailed manakin), 1653 nucleotides long. RefSeq names its product ADP ribosylation factor like GTPase 2 binding protein (gene ARL2BP). The record is from RefSeq and is a predicted model, not a curated record. Gene Ontology annotation, biological process: maintenance of protein location in nucleus; positive regulation of tyrosine phosphorylation of STAT protein. The transcript is spliced from 7 exons. NCBI's taxonomy places the organism in Eukaryota, Metazoa, Chordata, Aves, Passeriformes, Pipridae. Bases 168 to 620 code for a protein of 150 amino acids. Gene Ontology annotation, cellular component: mitochondrial intermembrane space.
CCGCCAUUGGCUGCGGGCGGGGCGGAAGGGCGCGUUCCCCAGGAGACGGCGCGAGGGGAGGGGGCGCCGCGCCGGCCGUGAGGGGCGCACUUUGUCCAAAAAGAAGAAAUAACUACUAAGAGCAGCAACAUACAGAUUAUCUCUUCCAGUCUGGUUAGGCAGGAACGAUGGAGACUGCUGAUGGAGAAAACUUGGGUGUAGCCACCUCCACCCCCUCUAAUGAGGAGUUUGAUAUAGUUGUUGGCUAUCUGGAAGAUAUCAUCAUGGAUGACGAUUUCCAGUUAAUACAGAGGUCUUUUCUGGAGAAGCACUACCAGGAGUUUGAUGACUCAGAAGAAAAUAAGCUCAUCUAUACUGACAUUUUUAAUGAAUAUAUCUCUUUAGUAGAGAAAUACAUUGAAGAGAAGUUGCUUGAUCGCAUUCGUGGGUUUGACAUGGUCGCUUUCACGGUGUCCUUGCAGCAACGCAAAGAUGAAAUGCCAGGUGAUAUAUUUGAUCUGCUUCUCACAUUUACGGACUUCCUGGCUUUCAAAGAGAUGUUCUUGGAAUACAGAGCUGAAAAAGAAGGUCGAAGUCUGGACUUAAGCAGUGCGUUAGUGGUGACUUCAUUAAACCAUUAAACAAGUCAUUCUGAAGGGAGUUCUGUUGUAUUUUAAGCAAGGUCUAUUCUAGUCUCAGAGGUGGAAGGCAGUGAUUCCCAAGAGAGAUUCCCAAGAGACGGCUGGAGGGGGCUCAGCUCUGCCCUGAGAGCAGUGGGCACGUGGUGGGGAGCGCCAGGACCAAGGGGCCCUUAUCCAGAGGGGGUCAAAUCAGAGCUUUCUGGGAGUUUUAUACCCUUUUACAAGGUGGAUGGAAGAGACUGAGAGAGGUAGCCUUCCCUUCCCAGCUCUGCCCAAACUCCUCCUAACGUGUCUGCCAGGACACAUUUGAAGCCAGGCAGUUUGGGGCAGUGCCCAGCUGUUGCUGCUGCUGGCAGCCUUUUGCAGUCUGAUAUAAAGUGCCUGAGUUGCAGCUCAAGCUCAUUGUUCUUUGUCCUGUUUCAGCUGAACACGGGGAACAGUUUAUUCUUUCUUUGCAGCAUCACUGCUUCACAGGAGAUCAUCUCGUUCCAAGCCCCUGCCGUGGGCAGGGACACCUUCCACUGGACCAGGUCGCCCAAACCCAUCCAGCCUGGCCUUAGGCAGGAAAAGGUGUGAAAUUUUCAGGGCCAUGGUUUUAACUGAGAAGUCAGGGGGUGCAGGGAAGUAGUUGACAAGAUGCCAAGGCAGAAUUCCUGUUGAUUGGCCAUUGCCUGCUUUGUAAGAACAGCACACAAUCUUUUUGGUCCCAUCCUUCCCAGAGGGAUGUAGAUUCUGCAUCCUCAGUUGCCUGGUGAUGUAGUUGAAAUUGGAAAAAUGCUCUGUACACUUGGAAUGUGUCAGGGUUUGGAAAGCUGAGACUGGUGUCUUUUAGCACUGUGUAAGUAAACUUCCUAUUUAGACCUGUUGAUUUUGGUAGUGACCCACCAUGUUCAUUUUUAUUAAUUUAAUUUUUUUACUAAUUUUCUUACUGUUCCUGAUUUUUAUAUAUAUCUCUCUAUAUUCACAGUUGUGGAAACCUGACCCGUGAUUUACUCACUGACAACCAAAUAAAGGCAGAUCUGUCAGGGGCCAA